Molecule: messenger RNA, 1424 nt
Organism: Amphimedon queenslandica
Lineage: Eukaryota; Metazoa; Porifera; Demospongiae; Haplosclerida; Niphatidae
Exons: 4
Coding region: 72-1424 (450 amino acids)
Source: RefSeq, a predicted model, not a curated record
UUAUUGUUGAGUAUAAUGCUACUGGACAUUUAGUAGAUGGAGAACUAGCAGAAGGACAGUUUCUUGAUAUUAUGUGUAUAGCUGACAUCAGUCAAUAUAUUGAUACUAGUGUUAGUGUUACUAUGAGUUGGAGGAGAAAUAACACUGUACUGACCAAUGGAAGUGAUUUUACUAUCAGUCCUCCAGUUAUGACUAAUAAUCAGUACACUGGUGUGUUACGUAUUAAUAGUUUAAGAGAUGAACUUGAUAAUGGUGCUAGUUAUAAUUGUUCAGUUAGUGUGACUCCUAAUACUCCUUUUAUAAUAGCAGGGAAUGAUAAUAGCAGUGCAGUUACAUUAACUGUAGCAAGGUUUGACAUCAAUCAUGUUGAUAUAAGUAUCAAUAUUCCUUCUGUUCCUGUUUCUGGUGAUGUAUUCAAUUUAUCUUGUGUUAUAGUCGGACCUCCUAAUUUUGUUGAGAAUCUUACUAGUGUCAGAUGGACUUAUUAUUUACAAGGAUCUCAAGAUGUAGCUAGUGAAAACAAUGAUGCUACACUAGUACCUGUUGUUAGAAAUGGAAAUAUAUUCACCAGUGUACUUACACUUGAUCCAGUGAAGACAACUGAUGCUAGACAAUAUUACUGUCAAGUAGCAAUUAGUGUGUUUAGUUAUAUAGAUCGGAAUAACAGAGAUUUAACUGUUCAAAUACCUCCUCCCAGUGUAUCAGUAUUUCCUAAUCCUCCAACUGGUCCAAUAUAUGAGAGUACAAGUUACUUACUAACCUGUACAGCUACAGUAAACACUACAAUAGUGGAUACACCAGUAACUGCUAGUGUAGUAUGGAGUGAUCCUAGUGGUAAUGUAAUACCAACUAAUGAUACAAGACGUCAAGUGAUACCUCCAACUGGUAGCAGUCUUGUAAGCAUGCUAUUGUUUCAACCUAUUGAUACUGGUCUUAAUAAUGAUGGAGGAACAUAUACCUGUCAAAUGAUCAUCAAUUCUGGUAACUCAUUAAUAGCAUCAAGUCAACCUACUAAUACUACCCUUCCUGUUACUGUUGAAAGUCUUCCUCCAAUGACAGUAGAUUUCUCAUCAGUUGGUUCAUUUGAACUUGGUCAGAGUCUAACUAUAACAUGUACCAUAAAAACAGUUGAGAGAUUAGUAGUAACACCAUUGAUUACUUUCUUUAAAAUAACCAAGACAGAUAUAGAAAUGCUCUCUAAUUUAAAUAGACCAUACAGUAUCACAACAGAUGAUACUGGUUCAGUUACUAACUAUACUCUAAUACUGGAUCCAGUGAGGUUUGAAGAUGCUGGAAUGUAUACAUGUAUGGCUGAGUUUAAUGUAACUGGUUUUAAUAAUACCAAUGAUCCUAGCACUGCUACUUAUGACUAUCAAGAGGCUAGUGGUGUGUUUACAUUGAAUGUUACCUGUAAGCUAAAUUAG